Messenger RNA from Penicillium samsonianum, 1905 nucleotides. Its product is annotated as amine oxidase. The coding region runs from base 1 to 1905 and encodes 634 amino acids. Gene Ontology annotation, biological process: amine metabolic process. Lineage: Eukaryota; Fungi; Ascomycota; Eurotiomycetes; Eurotiales; Aspergillaceae. The record is from RefSeq and is a predicted model, not a curated record. The transcript is spliced from 5 exons. Gene Ontology annotation, molecular function: quinone binding; primary methylamine oxidase activity; copper ion binding.
AUGUCUGAUACACACCCUUUUGAUCCGCUUGGACCCCGGGAAAUUACUAAGGCAACAAAAGUUGUCCAAGAGCUACUCCAUAGAAAAAGCUUCAACUUUCGCGUCAUCACCUUGAAAGAGCCACCAAAGCAGGAGAUGAUAGCCUUCUUGGAGAGAGAACAUCUUGAGCAGCCCCAAGUCUCCCGACCUGCUCGUAUCGCUCAUAUCCAAGUCAUCGUUCGUAGUGACUCGGGGCCAAAUGAACUCACCGAGCUUCUGGUUGAUCUGGACCGGAGUGCUGUCGUUCACCGAGAGAUCCUUGUGGGAAAACACUCGUUUAUUGACUCGGCUUACAUGAAAGAUGUUGAGAAUGCUUGUAUGGCAGACGAAAGGGUACAAAACGAAGUCAAAAAGUUGAGGCUACCUCAAGGGGCCUCGGUCGUUGUUGAACCGUGGGCUUAUGCCACUGAUGGCAUGAACGACAUGUCGGAGCGGACUAGCAUGUGUUGGUUUUAUAUGCGACUGGUGGACAAUCCUGACGCCAACUAUUACGCAUAUCCACUUGACUUGUGUGCGGAGGUCUCUGAACAACUCAAGGUGACCAAGGUCUACCAUUUACCUUCAUCUGAGAGUGAGAGGGUUCAUGAAGAAACACGGCCAUAUGACUCUUGCAAGAUCCAUUCCACUGCUAUGAGUGAAUACCAUCCCAGUCUGCGACCACCACCGCGCACAACCACCAAGCCCUACCAGGUUGUCCAGCCGGAAGGGGUUUCCUUCAAGUCACACGGAAACCUGUUGACCUGGGAGAAAUGGACUAUGCGCGUGGGUUUCAACUAUCGUGAGGGUCUCACAUUGCAUGACAUCCGUUAUGACGGUCGGAGUCUCUUCUACCGACUGUCUUUGGCAGAGAUGUUUGUGCCUUAUGGUGACCCUCGUGCUCCGUAUCCACGCAAAGCUGCAUUCGACCUUGGGAACGACGGUGCUGGAAUUAACGCAAACAACUUAUCUCUUGGAUGUGAUUGCCUAGGACUAAUCAAGUAUUUUGACGGAUGGCACAACACUCACUCGGGAGAACCACUGAAAUUGCCCAAUGUCAUCUGCUGCCAUGAGCAAGAUGAUGGAAUUUUAUGGAAGCACACGAACUUCCGCACAGGAAAUGCCGCGGUCGCGAGAUCACGUAUCCUGGUCUUGCAGACAAUCAUCACGGUCAGCAACUAUGAGUAUAUCUUUGCUUUCCACUUUGGACAAGACGCUUCGAUUCAUUAUGAAGUUCGGGCCACUGGAAUCUUGUCUACCAGUCCCAUCAACAUUGGCGACGAAGUUGGAUAUGGUACUAUCGUUGCCCCGGGUGUCCUUGCGCCAUAUCACCAACACUUGUUCUCUCUUCGUAUCGAUCCUGCGAUUGAUGGAGUUGCAAACUCGUUGCAGGUUGAAGAGUCCAACCCUUUGCCCUUUAACGACCCAUCUGUUCGAAAUCCUUUCGGGAAUCGCACGUUCAAGAUCAUUAAUGAGGCGAAAGUCAAUACUAUCACCGAGUCUUUCCAUGCAAAGCGAUCCGAAUAUGGAAACCAUGCAAUCUGGAUCACCCGUUAUAACGAUGACGAGCUUUUCCCGGCUGGAAAACAUACCAUGCAGUCCCUUGGCGGCGAAGGGAUCAACUCAGCCAUUGCUCAGCGAAGAAAUGACCCGGACUCCAAGUCAGCAGUGCGAAACGAGGACAUUGUUAUUUGGCACACAUUUGGAUCGACGCACAAUCCGAGAAUCGAGGAUUGGCCAGUGAUGCCAUCUGAAAAGAUGGUGGUUGGUCUUAAACCGGUCAACUUCUUUAUGGGGAACCCGAGUUUAGAUGUUGCUGUGUCAAGUCAAGAGGAUAAUAAGAGUAGACUUGUUGAAACCGAGUCAACCAUAUGUUGCUCUUCCAAUUGA